Messenger RNA from Hippocampus comes (tiger tail seahorse), 1719 nucleotides. It is a transcript of the gene cmasa, whose product is annotated as cytidine monophosphate N-acetylneuraminic acid synthetase a. Gene Ontology annotation, molecular function: N-acylneuraminate cytidylyltransferase activity. The coding region runs from base 96 to 1388 and encodes 430 amino acids. The record is from RefSeq and is a predicted model, not a curated record. The transcript has 8 exons. Lineage: Eukaryota; Metazoa; Chordata; Actinopteri; Syngnathiformes; Syngnathidae.
AAGAAGAGCCCAACCUGGAAGCGUCCGUCAGCACACGCCCUUUUCAGACUUUCCCUGUUGUUCCGUAUCGACAUAACUUUCUGCUCUUAUCCAUUAUGUCGUCCCGGAAGCGAUUUGUGGCCGGCGAAGAGAUGGCCGGCGGUGAGGGGGCCGGUGGCAAGUUGAGCAAGGCGGGAAGCGGGAAACGACACAUCGCCGCACUCGUCCUGGCGAGGGGCGGAAGCAAAGGGAUCCCCUUGAAGAACAUCAAGAUGCUAGCCGGGGUGCCGCUCAUCGGAUGGGUCCUCAGAGCAGCGGUGGACUCCGAACUGUUUGACAGUGUUUGGGUGUCAACUGAUCAUGACAAGAUCGAGGAGGUGGCCUUGGCUUGGGGUGCCCAAGUUCACCGCCGGAGUCCCGAAGUCUCCCGAGACUCUUCGUCGUCGCUUGAGACCAUGCAGGAGUUUAUCCGACUCAAUCCACAGGUGGACAUCGUGUGCCACAUCCAGGCCACGUCGCCGUGUCUCCACCCAUUCCACCUCAAGGAGGCCUUGGAGUUGAUCACCCUGCAUGACUAUGACUCUGUCUUCGCGGUGGUCCGCAGGCACCAGUUCCGCUGGAAGGAGGUCAAGAAAGGAAGUCGUGAAUUGACCAAAGCCUUCAACCUGGACCCAUCCAACCGCCCUCGGCGUCAGGACUGGGAUGGCGAGCUGUGUGAGAACGGCUCAUUCUACAUUAACACCAGAGAGCUCAUCGUGCAGGGGCACCCGCAGAGUGGGAAGGUCUCCUACUACGAGAUGCUUCCAGAGUACAGCGUGGACAUUGACGUCGACAUCGACUGGCCUGUCGCAGAGCAGAGGGUCCUCAGAUACGGCUACUUUGGCCGGGGGACUCCGGAAGUGGUUCGCCUGAUGUUCUGUAAAGUGUCGGGAUGUUUAACGGACGGAAAGAUCUACCUGUCGGCGGGCGGAGACGAGAUGAUGUCCAUCAACAGCCGAGACACCGCCGCCAUCCGCAUGCUGCAGAAAGAGGACGUGGAGGUGGUGCUGUUAACCUCCUCCGAGGACCCGGUGGAGCAGACGUUGGCCGACAAAUUGGCCAAGUGGACGGGCUGCCAGGUGAUGCGGGUGGGAGCCGAGCCCAUCGACGAUUUGGCGUCCGCGUUGGAGUCCAGGAAGUUGGUUUGGAAGGAUGUGGCAUACAUGGGUAACGACGCACCGGAUGUGGACUGCCUCAACCUGGCCGGCUUGAGCGCUGUGCCCGCCGACGCGCCGACGGUGGCCAUCAACGCAUGCAAGUACACCUGCCGCUGCGUGGGCGGCAACGGCGUCGUCCGGGAGUUUGCCGAGCACAUUCUGAUGCAGAAGGCGAAGGCCAAGUCUCAACUGAAGCAGGACCGCAUCAACUGACAUUAGAUGCUGAAACUUGACUUUUUUUUUUUUUUGUGAUUAGAAUCGAAGACUGAAUCAAGGCUUGCUUGUUUCGCUGCGUUACAAUCAAGUUUCACUCCACUUUGUAAUUUGUGGUGUUGAAGUUAUGAAGCAACUGUGGGCAUGUGCUAUUCAAGCCCGUCACAAUGAAGGAUUGAGGUGGCAUGCCCACGAAGUAUGCUAAUGCUAGUAGCUAGUAGCUCACCCCCCUCCCCACAAUCCCUGCAUUAAAGUCAGUAAUUUCACAAAAUUGAGAGAAUUAAAAAUUGUUUGCAACAGUAAAAAAAAAAAAAGAUCAUUUCAGUUACAA